AUGAGUACCUACGAUUCUCAGCUGUCCGACUACAUCGAGGGUUGGCUCAGCACCUUCAUCGCCGAAAAGACGUGCAGCCAGAAGCCCGACGCGUCGUCGAGGCUCAAUUGGAACGACAUGCCGACGCCGCCAUCGUCAGACCCUGACGAAGCAGCCAUACCAGUAGAGCGAUCGAGCACGCCUCCCAGACGACGCUCGCCCAGAAGACCACAGCGGAAUGCUGCCCCAGAAACGCGACGAGCACGAGAUAUCACUCCCGAAGCCCUUCGCGAUGACCCCUUCGAUGACCAGACUCCGAAAGGUCUCCCACGCACAGCAGCGACGAGACUCCCCGAACGUCCAUUAAAAGCCCCAAUUUUAGCGCCCUCGUCCUCCGCAUCCCGAACGUCACAUGCAUCCCGGUCGUCCAGUCCUGUUAAACGCAAGACUCUCGACCUCCUGCAAAAACCCGUGCGUUUCAUCCCAAUGAAGAGAUCGCAGCUGCCCGAGCACAUCCACAAGAUAUACGACAAUAUCUUCAGCAUUGCGGACAAAAAUAAAUAUAUCCCACAAGCAGUUGAGAAAGAGCUGAAGAAAACUGAGGACGUCACUGUGGCGCGGUGGUUCUUCAAGCACAAUAAGAACAAGACGUCCGAGUACGAAAGAGAACUUGCAGUGCUAAAGGAGAUUCGUGAAGAAGCGGUAAACAGACAGGAUCAACAAGCGUCAGAGGCAGCGUGGAACCUCGAAGUCCACGGCCCACUACUGAAGCUUGCCCUUGAACAAAUUUCUACCGUGCAGCGCGAGAUUAUUACAACCGCGAGUAUCAGCAAACCUUUCGUCCCCGACACGAAAUUCGACUCGUACUAUGACAUGUCCAAGUCUAAGAUGAUAGAUUGGGGAAUUACAGCGAUCCCCUCGGCAUCUACAGCAGCGCACAUCGACAGGAUCUUAGACAGUCUACCGAUAACCGAAAAAUCUAUUAACCAGACAACCUACGGACCCGUCGUGAAGAAUCCGAUUGCCGUGUCAAUCGAGAUCAAAACUGCCAGUGGCUCCCUCGAAGAAGCGCGCGCACAGCUGGGGUUAUGGAUAGCGGCGUGGCAUAAACGCAUGAGUCUGCUCAAGCAGUGCGACGAGCAAAUCAUCACGCUCCCCCUUAUCACAGUCAUGGAGCACGAGUGGAAGCUCAUGUUUGCUGUCGAUCGUGGGGAUUCUAUUGAUAUUUUUGAGGAUAUCGGGAUUGGUAAUACGAGGGAUCUGUCGGAUCUGUAUCGUAUUCUUGCGGUAUUGAAGGAGUUGGGCGCGUGGAUGCAGACAGAGUACCUCGCUUGGUUAGACCGGUGGCUAGGAUUGGCACUGCCUCUGUAG
Fusarium poae is the source of this 1350-nucleotide messenger RNA. RefSeq lists its product as uncharacterized. The coding region runs from base 1 to 1350 and encodes 449 amino acids. The transcript is spliced from 2 exons. Lineage: Eukaryota; Fungi; Ascomycota; Sordariomycetes; Hypocreales; Nectriaceae. The record is from RefSeq and is a predicted model, not a curated record.